AUGCUGUCUUCAACUGAAUCAAAUUCCAUCCUCACAAUCAACAUCGUCACUGCGUCGACCGGCCCAAUCCUGAGAACAGAAAUGUCUGGUCAGAUAUCCCAACUCCGAACCGCCGUCGAUGUCCUGUUGCGCAUGUCUAACCUGCCUCCCCUCUCGUCGUACAAUCUAUCAAGCCCAACCUCGCUCGAGCAAGACAUAUCCCGCACUGCAGAUGAUGAUGCGAGCCGCGAGGAUCGCGACGAAUCACUUCCACUGGCGCAAAUUCUGACACCUUUGGCCGCUGAAGAUGAAGGUCUGUGGACCAAUUUCUUCUGCUACGGAAUACUUUGUCCGCAUGAUGGUCUCGAAAGCCUUCGAAAAAGCUCCACCGCCCUUACUGCUGCCAUUUGUGCUGUAGCCUCCCUUCGUGACCCCAAAGGAUCCAACAAUUGCAAAGUCUGCCACACCGAGUUCCUCAAGACCAUCUCAUCAUCUAUCUUUUCGAUGUCCCAUACCGCAGAUGAUAUUCGAGCCCUGAUUGUUGGCGCAUAUUGGCUGGGCAACGUCUCAUAUACCCUGCUCGAACACGCAGUACAAAUCGCCAUAAGACUCAAUUACUAUCUCUACUAUUUCUCGGUUAUGAAAGGUCCUAGCCAGCAGGACAAGGUUGUUUAUUUUCGCAUCGUAUUGGCCAAUGAUGCUCACUUUUACUGCUGA
Molecule: messenger RNA, 696 nt
Organism: Fusarium subglutinans
Lineage: Eukaryota; Fungi; Ascomycota; Sordariomycetes; Hypocreales; Nectriaceae
Product: C6 transcription factor
Exons: 2
Coding region: 1-696 (231 amino acids)
Source: RefSeq, a predicted model, not a curated record